AUGAAUAGAUAUGAAACAGCCGACCAUGACUAUAUGCAUGCCAAGGACUACUUCAACAACUAUAAAUUUGGGUACAUUGAAAGAACGACAAAGACUCUUCUUCUUCAAAGUCUUAGGCCGGAAGAUAGACAAGAUGAAGAUCUGCUUAGCAUAAUGAAUCAAAGCAAAUCCCAGUUGAAAGAUGUUAAGUCUAUUGGUAAAGAAGCUUCCAAAUCCAUUUCUGAGCUGUCAGAGCUUAUCUACGAGACCAAAAAUAAACUCUUGAAGUAUGAGGAGAUGCUUGGCCAUGAAAUGGAAAGAGAGAGAGAUCUUGCCGAGGAAUACUCUAGACUUGAAAGCCUUGACGAAAACUUAAAAACAUAUGAUGAACUCAAGGCAUUGUUUGAUAAAGGAUGCGAAGAAGUUGAAGAAAAUUCUAAAAAAAUAAGUGCUCUCAAGGAAGAAAUUGCAAUAUCAAGUACUAGCGAGGCGGAAGAGGAACUGAAAAAGAUGAAGGACCGAAGAGAUAAACUCUGUGGAAAGCAGAAAAGACUUUCUCUAAUAACUAUGGAAAGCUAUCUGGAAGAUUCAUACAAUUGGUACAAGAAAUCACUUGAGCUGAUCAAAAAUGUCUUUGGUAUAAGUCUUGUUACCAUUGAGCAAGAGGGCAACGAGAUGUACAUGAGACUCAAGGUUUUUGCAUGUGAGAUAGGGAUAUUUGUAAGAGAUGGUCGAAUGAUUGAUUUCAAGUUAUACAACAACAAUGAUGAGACCCUUGCAUCGUUUUUUGAGGAAGCAGGUAGGCUUGCCGUAUCUGUUAACGACCCCCGUAUAUUGCUUUUGUUGGUUGCAAAUAGGUGUAAAGUAACGGAGGUUUGA
Molecule: messenger RNA, 858 nt
Organism: Encephalitozoon intestinalis ATCC 50506
Lineage: Eukaryota; Fungi; Microsporidia; Unikaryonidae
Exons: 1
Coding region: 1-858 (285 amino acids)
Source: RefSeq, a predicted model, not a curated record